UCCUAAAGUCCUAUAAAAGCUGCCCAUGCAGUAACUUACCAUCAGACAGUCAGCCAGGCAAACGGACCAGAGAAGAAAGCACGGUUGCUAUCAUCAGCAUCUUGGACCAUAGAAAAAAUGUUUGCCAAAUUUGUCUUGAUCUCUCUCUGCCUCGCCGUCUCCCUCACCUUGGGGACCGCGGCUUCCUUUCAAUCAGACCCAGAAGAGGCAUCCACCCGCCGGGCCCGCUUCUCUGCCAACAGCCCCUCGGACGUGGCCAGGUGUUUGACCGGGGCUCUAACGGUGGGCUGCGGAACUUUCGCUUGUCUGGAGAACUCCACCUGUGAUACUGAUGGAAUGCACGAAAUCUGCGAACUUUUCCUCCAAACAGCCUCAACCUUCGACACGCAGGGGAAGAUUUUCGUGAAGGAGAGCCUUCGUUGUAUCGCAAACGGUGUCACAUCUAAAGUGUUCCAGACCAUUCGCCGCUGUUCAGAGUUCCAGAAGAUGAUUGCUGAGGUGCAGGAGGAGUGUUACUCCAAGCUGGACAUCUGUAGUGUGGCUCAAGGCAACCCUGACACCAUUGGAGAGGUGGUGCAGGUACCUGCACACUUCCCCAAUAAAUAUUACAGCACUCUGCUCAGGUCUCUCCUCACCUGUGACGAGCAGACGGUGUCUGUGGUCAGAGCAGGCCUGGUGUCCAGGCUCGGACCAGACACCAAAACCCUGUACCUGCUCCUGCAGAACAAGCCCUGCCCCUCCGGGUCCGGCUCCGCCCCCGGCUCCGCCCCCGGCCAGGGAGCUGGGGGCUGGCGCUACCCGAUGGCGUCGCCCAUUUUCACUAUUCAGUCCAGCCAAAACGGACGGGACCCCAACCACCUGUUUGCUAAGAGAUCUCUGAAGGAGAGUGAGACAGAGUAGGGGGAGAAGGUCAAACGUACAUACACACACACACAUACACACACACACACACAUAGACACGUUAAUAGUUACACAUUUUCCAUGCACUAUGCCCAAUGCUUUUCCAUGCACACUGAUACAGACUCACACAUGCAAACAGCUUUCUUCUCAAAGGCUAUUAUCCAUAUGAUUAACUGCAAGUUCGGAGUGUUUAGACGCUGAUAUGUGAUGAUUUGAUUCUGUCUACGAAUACUACUGAAUAAUUUGGCAUGGAGAAUGUGAUGUAAAUAUUUGAUCACAACUCAAUAACAUGGUGUAAGUUCUACAACAAAAAAGACAACAUUUAAAGUAAGGACUUGAAAUGUAAAACUGAGCACAAGUAUUGGUAAUACUGAAUCUAUUUAAAAAAAAGAUGGGGGAUCUAAUUAUUAUUAGCAUCAUCAAUAUUUAUUUUCUUAAGUUAAUUUAUGACCCUGUUCUUGUAUUUAAUCUAGUAGCGUGAUCAUGCAUGUUGCUGACCGCUGUGUUGUGAUUGGUCUGUUCUGGCUGGCCGCUGUGUUGUGAUUGGUCUGACUGAAUAUGAUGUGUUGACGUCGAGCCCUUAGAGACGUACAGGGCAGCUCCCACGCUGGUCGCGGGGGCUGACUGUGUCCUUGAGGGGUUGGUUGUCUCUGUUUUCAUGUCCCAGUGGUCUCGCAGUCCUCAUGGGGGGGGGGGGGGGGGGGGGGGUGAGAUGGUGAACUGUUGAAGUGUGUUUGGUUGAGAUGGCAUUUAGUAUGUGACACAGUGUGUGUAGAAGAUCAUGAAUUAUUUGUGCCUUUUUUUUGACAAGUGUGGUAGCAGUCAGGUACUCUACCACACUGAGUCGGAUUGGCUUUUGUCCUAAAUAAAUUA
Molecule: messenger RNA, 1773 nt
Organism: Osmerus eperlanus (European smelt)
Lineage: Eukaryota; Metazoa; Chordata; Actinopteri; Osmeriformes; Osmeridae
Gene: stc1l
Product: stanniocalcin 1, like
Exons: 5
Coding region: 118-900 (260 amino acids)
Biological process (GO): intracellular calcium ion homeostasis
Cellular component (GO): extracellular region
Molecular function (GO): hormone activity
Source: RefSeq, a predicted model, not a curated record